This is a messenger RNA of Carassius gibelio (silver crucian carp), 2485 nucleotides long. RefSeq names its product ATP-binding cassette, sub-family F (GCN20), member 3 (gene abcf3). Lineage: Eukaryota; Metazoa; Chordata; Actinopteri; Cypriniformes; Cyprinidae. The transcript is spliced from 21 exons. Bases 91 to 2226 code for a protein of 711 amino acids. The record is from RefSeq and is a predicted model, not a curated record. Gene Ontology annotation, molecular function: ATP binding; ATP hydrolysis activity.
CGUUUAUGAAACGUUCAGAGGCGACGUGACGUGCACGUGUUAUUGCCGCGCCGCUGCGCAUGCGCGCUGUGUUCGGCCCGGUGCGUGUGAAUGAUGGCGGCGUAUGUGCAAAUACUGAAGAACGAGUUUCCACAGAUCGACUCCGAACUCUUCGAUUAUAUCACUGGCGUGUUGGACAGCGGCGGCUCAGAUUUCGAGGAUGGAGAGGAAGUGUUUGAUGCCAUCGGCGACGUUCUGCAAGACGUCGGAGACAAGAAUGAAGACGACAUCCGGAAAAUCUGCUUCCAGAUGUUCAACACACUCCAGCUCACUAGAUGUGACUCUGGACAGCAGCAGGUGUUGCUGGAGGCUCCAGUGCAGUUAUCACAGGUGUCUGCUGACGCAGGAUCAACUGCUAACGAUGUUCAUGGGAUCUGGAUGCUGAAGAGGAAUCCCAAUACAACUGUGGAUGCCAAGAAACUCGAGAAAGCUGAAGCCAAACUGAAAGCCAAGCAUGAGCGCAGGAACGAGAAAGACUCGCAGAAAUCCUCACCGUCUCCACUGGUCCUGGAGGAGGCCUCAGCCAGUCAGGCGAGCAGUAAGAAAGAAAACCGCGUCGAUUCGUCCGGGAAGAAUCGAAGUUACGACAUCCGCAUCGAGAACUUCGACGUGUCUUUUGGGGAGAGGUGUCUGCUGCAGGGUGCAGAGCUGUCUCUGGCCAGCGGGAGGCGCUACGGUCUCAUCGGGAGGAACGGGCUCGGGAAGACCACUCUGCUGAAGAUGCUGGCGAGCCGCAGCCUGCGAGUCCCUCUGCACAUCUCUAUUCUGCACGUGGAGCAGGAAGUGGCCGGAGACGACACCGUGGCCCUGCAGAGCGUCCUAGAGAGCGACACGGUUCGAGAGGAGCUGCUGAAGGAGGAGCGCACGCUCAACGCACACAUCGCCAACGGAACUGCGGAUGGAUUAGAAAGUGUUCGUCUUUCGGAAAUUUAUGCGAAACUGGAAGAAAUCGAAGCGGAUAAAGCGCCGGCCAGAGCAUCUGUGAUUCUCGCUGGUUUAGGCUUUUCGGCCGCAAUGCAACAGCAAACAACCAAGGAGUUUUCUGGAGGCUGGAGGAUGAGGUUAGCUUUAGCAAGAGCCCUGUUUGCACGGCCUGAUCUGCUGUUACUCGAUGAGCCCACAAACAUGUUGGACGUCCGAGCCAUUCUGUGGCUGGAAAACUAUUUACAAACGUGGCAGUCCACCAUCCUCGUGGUGUCUCACGACCGUAACUUCUUGAACGCGGUGGUGACGGACAUCAUACACCUGCACUCGCAGCGGCUGGAGAGCUACCGCGGAGACUACGAGAACUUCAUCAAGACGAAAGAAGACCGACUGAAGAACCAGCAGAGAGAAUAUGAAGCUCAGUUACAGUACAGAGAACAUAUACAGGUGUUUAUUGACCGGUUCAGAUAUAAUGCCAACAGAGCCGCUCAAGUGCAGAGCAAACUCAAGCUGCUGGAGAAACUGCCUGAACUCAAGCCCUUAGUCAAGGAGUCUGAAGCCGUCUUACGUUUCCCGGAUAACUUUGAGAAGCUGUCUCCUCCGAUCCUGCAGCUGGAUGAGGUGGAGUUCGGCUACAAUCCUGACCAGCGAAUCUUCAAUGGCCUCAGCGUCUCGGCUGAUCUGGAGUCUCGCAUUUGCAUCGUGGGUGAGAAUGGAGCUGGUAAAUCCACUGUACUGAAGCUGCUGAUGGGAGAGCUGACGCCUGUCAAUGGCACCAGAUACGCUCACAGAAACUUGAAGAUCGGUUAUUUCAGCCAGCAUCACGUGGAUCAGCUGGAUCUGAAUGUCUGCUCAAUAGAACUGCUGCUCAAAAGAUUCCCUGGUCACACAGAGGAGGAGUACCGUCAUCAGCUGGGAGGGUAUGGCAUCACCGGGGAGCUGGCCACGCGGCCCGUCGCCAGUCUGUCAGGAGGACAGAAGAGUCGUGUGGCUUUCGCUCAGAUGACCAUGCCCUGCCCCAACUUCUACAUUCUGGACGAGCCGACGAAUCAUCUGGACAUGGAGACGAUUGAAGCCUUGGGAAAAGCCCUCAACAAGUUCAGAGGCGGUGUGGUUCUGGUGUCCCACGACGAGCGCCUGAUCCGGAUGGUUUGUAAGGAGCUCUGGGUGUGCGAGGCGGGGCGAGUUCACCGCGUGGACGGAGGCUUUGACGAGUACAAGGAUAUCUUGCAGGAACAGUUUCGUCGGGAGGGAUACUUGUGAUGGGGAUGCACCGAAAAUGCCAUCUGAUGAGAGCGUCUGUAGUCCCAUUCAACUUCAAGCUCCCUAAAUCAUGCGGCUCAGACGCGUCCUGCGGGUUCACGGCCGGACGCUCCCCGAACUGUUGUGUAGAUGACAUGUAUUAAAGAUGAUGUAAGAAAGGUGAAGCAGACAUAUGCACUAACAGAUGUUAUACUCCAAACCGCUUUUAAAAGAUCACCAACAUACGGUAAUAAAAAGAAAAACUGUCCAACGUUUUUAA